Molecule: messenger RNA, 11004 nt
Organism: Chelonia mydas (Green sea turtle)
Lineage: Eukaryota; Metazoa; Chordata; Testudines; Cheloniidae
Gene: EPHA10
Product: EPH receptor A10
Exons: 16
Coding region: 82-2886 (934 amino acids)
Biological process (GO): cell surface receptor protein tyrosine kinase signaling pathway; protein phosphorylation; axon guidance
Cellular component (GO): plasma membrane; neuron projection
Molecular function (GO): ATP binding; protein binding; transmembrane-ephrin receptor activity
Source: RefSeq, a predicted model, not a curated record
CGGGCCCGGCGGCGGGCGGGGGCGCGGCCGGGAUGAGGGAGGCGGCAGCGGCAGCCGGGGCCGCGCGGAGUCGGCAGCACCAUGGAGACGGGCGGAGGCGGCUUCCUCGUGCCGCUACUGCUGCUGCCGCUGCUGCUGCCGCCCGGGGCCGCCGCCGAGGAGGUUGUUUUGCUGGAUUCUAAGGAGUCACAGGCCGAAUUGGGCUGGACGUCGCACCCAUCGAAUGGGUGGGAAGAAAUCAGUGGAGUGGAUGAAAACUACAAGCCGAUUCGUACCUACCAGGUCUGCAAUGUCAUGGAGUCGAAUCAAAACAACUGGCUGCAGACAGGCUGGAUUGCCAGGCGCAGUGGCCAAAGAAUCUUCAUUGAGCUGAAAUUCACCCUGAGGGACUGUAACAGCAUCCCUGGAGUGGUUGGCACAUGCAAGGAGACCUUCAACCUCUAUUACGUUGAGUCAGAUUCUGAUCUGGGCCGCAGUAUCCGUGAGAACAAGCAUACAAAAAUUGACACCAUUGCUGCUGACGAGAGCUUCACCCAGGGGGACUUGGGCGAGCGCAAAAUGAAGCUGAACACAGAGCUGAGGGAGAUUGGGCAUUUGAGCAAGAGAGGCUUCCACCUGGGCUUCCAGGAUGUGGGUGCUUGCGUGGCUCUGGUUUCCGUGCGGGUUUAUUACAAAAAAUGCCUCUCCACGGUGCAGAACUUGGCGGUGUUUCCAGACACUGUGGCAGAAGCAGCAUUUGCAACCCUGGUGGAAGUUAAGGGCACCUGCGUCAAUCAUUCUGAAGUAGACCUGGAUAGUCCUCCCAGGAUGCACUGCAGUGCGGAGGGGGUGUGGCUAGUCCCCAUUGGGAAAUGUGCAUGUAGUGCUGGCUUUGAAGAGAAGGAUGAUGGGUGUGAAGCUUGCCCUACUGGAUUUUAUAAGCUAUCCCCCCGACUCCCUCUCUGCUCUCCUUGCCCUGAGCACAGCUUCACACAUCGAGAAGCCUCCACGUUCUGCACGUGUCAGAAGAACUACUCCCGGUCCCCAUCAGACCCGCCAUCUGCCUCCUGCACCCGUCCCCCCUCUGCUCCAAGGAAUCUCGUCUACAGCCUGAAGCAGUCCACGCUGGUUCUGGAAUGGAGCGCACCAGCAGACUUGGGCGGCCGGACCGACGUCACCUAUAACCUCCUUUGUGACCGCUGCUCGGUGGCUCUCCGGCGGCAAUGCGAGCAGUGUGGCAGCAGCGUUGGCUUUGUGCCCCAGCAGACGGGAUUGGUGGACAGGACCGUUACCCUGGUGAACUUGCUACCACAUGUUAACUACACUAUCCGGGUGGCAGCUGUCAAUGGCGUCUCUGAUUUCAGUGACUUGUCAAAGCCGCAGUACGUGGAAGUGAACAUCUCCACCAGUUUCACAGCACCAGCUCUUGUCACUGACAUCCACACAGAUAAAAUUGAACAGAAGAGCAUUUCCUUGUCAUGGCAGGAGCCGGGCUUCCCAAGUGCCAGUAACACUGAAUACGAAAUCAAGUACUAUGAAAAGGAUCAAAGAGAUCAAAGUUACUCGACCGUGAAAACCACAUCGACAGCCGUGACAGUCAGUAACCUCAGGCCUGGCACGCUCUACGUCUUCCAGGUCCGGACGGCGUCAGCCAAUGGUUAUGGAAACUAUAGUCCUGCCAUCGAAGUGGAGACCUUGGGGGAACUGACUGUGGCUCCCAGUGAGCAGAACCCUAUCAUCGUCAUCGUCGUGGUUGCGAUCGCUGGGCUGAUCGUGCUGGUUUCCAUGGUGAUUGGUGUGAUGAUCUGGAGGAGACAGUGUGGGUACAGCAAAGCCAGCCAGGACGGAGACGAGGAGCUGUACUUCCAUUUUAAGAUACCAACCAGGAGGACAUAUAUUGACCCUGACACCUGUGAAGACCCCAUGCAGGCCGUGCACCUCUUUGCCAAAGAGCUCGACAACUCGAGUAUCAAAAUCGAGCGGAUCAUUGGAACAGGAGAGUAUGGAGAAGUCUGCCGGGGAUGCUUGAAACUUCCCAGUAAGAGAGAGCUCCUGGUUGCCAUCCAGACCCUUCGAGCUGGCUGCUCAGACAAGCAGAAGCACGCCUUCCUGGCAGAGGCUAGCACCAUGGGCCAGUUCGAUCACUCCAACAUCAUCCGCCUGGAGGGCGUCAUCACCAGAGGAAAUACCAUGAUGACUGUGAUGGAAUACAUGGGGAACGGAGUGCUGGAUUCGUUUCUCAGGAAACACGAGGGCCAGUUCACAGCCACGCAGCUGACUGGUAUGUUACAUGGGAUUGCCUCCGGCAUGAAGUACCUGACCGAGAUGGGUUACGUACAUAAAAGCCUUGCUGCCCACAAAGUCCUUGUGAAUAGCAACCUGGUUUGCAAAAUAUCAGGCUUCAGACAGUCCCAGGAAGAUAAAAUGGAGACCAUCUUCACCACCAUGGGCGGGAAGAGCCUGGUGCUGUGGUCAGCCCCCGAAGCCAUCCAGUACCAUCGCUUCAGUUCUGCCAGUGCCGUGUGGAGCUUUGGCAUCGUGAUGUGGGAAGUGAUGUCUUACGGGGAGAGACCCUACUGGGACAUGUCCAACCAGGACGUGAUAAAGGCCAUCGAGGAUGGGUUCCGGCUGCCUCCCCCGAUGAAUUGCCAGCCCCCGCUUCACCAGCUCAUGCUGGAUUGUUGGCAGAAGGAUCGCAAUGAGAGGCCCAAGUUCUCACACAUCCACAAUAUCCUAAGCAAGAUGCUUCAAAACCCAGAGCCACUAAAAUGUACCACCUCCACUUGCACCAGAGAUGUCCUGAGUCUGGGAAUCACCUCAGUGGAACAUCAGAAAACCAUCCUGAGUGGGAUCCAGACCCUGCGAGCCCAGGUGAUACAGAUGCACGGUCGAGGCGUGCAGGUGUGAGCCCAGCAGGGACGGACGCUUUCAGAGCACUGACUUAAAACUCCCUGGGGACAAUGAUGCAGCAGGGCCGGGAGCUGGCCCCUAAACUGGACCAAAUCUCUGAGACUUUACCAAGAGCAGCUGUGUGAGUGGGAGGUAGGAAGUACAGGUCUGCUGCAAACUAGUCAUUCCAGAGUAGCGAGGGAGUCUAGGAAUUGGUGUUUCCUUCCUGGGGGUCUCCCUACAGCAGCUUUAGUGCAGUGUGCUUGGUUGGUUGUGUUUUUCCCCAGCAAUGUUUUGUAGGAUGAGAGUCAAGCUACAAUGCUGCUGUUUCACAUGGUACCUAGGUUAACAGGGUGGACUGGACACUUGUGUACUGGAUUUGACCGUGUUUUAGUAUCUAGUGUUCUACUGAUAAAUCCAUAGGUAUUUUUUAUACAAGCUGAUGUAUUUUACUGACCCCACGAGUACCUUCUGUUGUAUAGAGUCCAGAGCACAGCACACUCUAAUGGCCUAGCUUUGAAAGAUGACUUGGCCCAUCCAUUCCUGUCCCUCCAGAGCAGAUUCUGAAUUCCCACUCUUCCCCAGCGUGAUCCAUUCCAUUCCAAGGGUUCCCUCUUUAAGUCACAAAAAGUGUGUGAAAAGUAACUAAUUCAAACCAAACUGGCAGGCAAAAGUCCCCAAAUUCCAUCAGAAAUGGGACAGAUAAAAUUAGGGAGUCAGUAAUAAUUCUUCCAGCCUGUAUUAUUGAGAAGAACACAGCGUGUAUCUGUUCUUCUUCGACUGGACUCUGUCCAUUCUCACUCUUGGGACGUGCCCACAGCCACUCACAGAACAACUCUGGUUACAGGUGAGUAGCCUCCGUUUCUCCCCCAUAGACUGUCCCAACUAACUCCCUAAAACCGUUCUCUGGAGCAGGACUAGAAAUGGCUUCUCAGAAUCACCCUGUUAAAGCAUAGCACGAUGUUGACGUUUCACAUCACGGAUCAGUAUCCCACUAUGUCAGAGCCAGAGGGUGCAUCCCAAAGCGGGUCACUGGGUGUGAGAGGCCUGGUGCUGUAGCACCAGGAAGGGUUGGGCUGUGUGCGCUAUCUGGGAUGAGAACGCUCUACGCUGUUUGGGAGUUGGUUUGAUUAGCCACAGCUGGGGUGUCAGUUUGAGGUAAUUUCAAUGGUGGUGUUGCCAGAUUAGAUCCCAAGACAGGAAAUUCUGGCCAAAUGGUGGAAUUGGGUAUCCGAACGGAAUCAAUGAACCAAUGGGAUCUCUGAAACUGUCAUGAAAUCCAGACAAGGCAGGCAGCAUCAGCACCUUGUUUUGUUGUAAAUAACAGGCCCAGUCCUGCAUUCCUUGCACAUCAGACACACCCACUGUCCUCAGUCAGGGAUCAGACCCUACAUCACCAAUGGCAUUUGCUUAGCAGUACAAGUUUCCUUUAAGUUAGUUAAUUAAAUGGAUUUUUGCAGCCUGGAUUCAGUUGGAUGUACAGAGUUUUGUAGGCCUUUGAUUAUCAUCUAUAAGCAUUACAAGAGAAUUAUCGAUGAUGAAAGACAAAGAUUUACAAAGGGAAUUAAUGCAGUGGAAAGUAUUCAAAGCACAUUUUAGAAAUCUGUUUGCAUUGUGAUUCAGAUGUGCCUACUAGACUGCACCAUAGGGAUAGAAAACUAAAUUGAAACUAAAUACAGGACCUUAACUCCUCCUAUCCCCAGUAGCGUUGGCACAGUAUUUACCCACUGCCUGGGCAUCCUUCCUUCUGCUCUCGAUGAAACAAAGAGGCAAUCGUAUGUUUUAAUUUCUCUCACUGGCGUGGUGACGCUGCAGAGCCUGUUGCGUUGGGGAUCUAACACUUUUGUUCAGAAACAGAUACUCUAAGGCGGGCUUUUUAAAUUGUCCAUACUUGAGUAAAAUUCUGUUUCGGCUCAGGUGCUGUGAUCUGUUCAGAUUCCGGAGACCAAUGGUUUUGUUAGCAGGAUUUAGUUUUAUUCAGAUUUACGUUGGUUUUGUUGCAUUUCAAAGCAAAAGAGAACGUUCUUCUCGAGAGGGGAUUUUCUCAGAUAACAUUUCACAAACACUGCCUAUAAGGUGGGGAAUGAUGUGUACAUGUUUUGUGACUCUCUGUUGACAGUUACGUGGGACUUGGCUGGCUUGCUUUCUUGGUUAUUCUGUAUUGCCUCCUUGCCCCAUCAGGCUGGAUUUAUAUCUGUUUAGUUCCACAGAGGGACAGCAUGGCCCUGGGGAUGGAUGUACAGAGAGUGUUCAUCAUGUCACUACAUUAGAUCCUCUAGACGUGGCACCAAGAGGGUGUGUAUUUUAAGUAUAACAGAGGUCGCAGCUAAAGCUCUUUGUAAUGUUCCUGCCCAUAUAGAGGCUUUCGGGCAAUGUCACAUCCGAACUCUCCUGUCAAAGGGUCCUGAAUCCAGGCAGCUCAGACUGCGUGAGCUGAACUUGAGGAAGUUGCCUCCUUUCUUUGCAGGCUUCUGAAACAAAUUUUAAGCAAUUCCUGCUAGUAAAGGAAAGGAACAAUGGAGUAACCAGAGCACAAAUUGUGUGCAAAGCAAGAGAUAAGAAAUAUUGCCCUGUAGAGAACUGGAGCGGUCAUUUGUGCUACAAAUCUACGGAGCAUGCGGAAAUCAACAUGCCUUUCAACACACCAUUUCUUGGGGGAAUUGCUGGGGUCGGGAACUCUCCCUGAGGUAGACAAACUCUCUUCUCCUUGUCACUUCUUCUGUUAAGAAAAAUACACCUGCCCCAAUGUCACCUGGUUAACGUUUAAUGGAAAGAAUUUGUCUUCAGGGUUCAUCUAAUUCCAGCCCACGUAGUCAACAUCCUGUUGUUUCCUACCCAGACAAAUAAUAAUUGUGAACUGAAACCUUCAUUUGGUAGAAAUGCCAGAUCCUAAGGAUCAAGUGCAAUUUGUAUGCUCUUUAUGUUUACAUUUUAUCUAUAGAGAAAGUGUACUGUAGUCCUCUAGGUAAGAAAUUGAACCAACUUGAUUCCUGAUCAUUUCAUUGCAUUUGAAAUCUUCCCUUGGGUUCCCAGUAUCUGUAACCUCUUGGCUGUGAUCAUUUCUAAGGGUCGUGUGCACUCUGGAUGGUGUGCAGAGAGGCUGUGGUGACCAUUUCUGGAAUAACUGGGUCCAGCUCUGGGGUCUACUCUUUAAAUAGGUGUUGAAAAAUUGGAAAGGGCCCAGAGUACGGUGAGACAAAUGAAUUAAGGCCUGGAAAACAUGCCAUACAACAGGAGUCUAAAGGAGCUCAAUCUAUUUAGCGUAUUGAAGACAAUGUUAACAAGUGAUUUGUUCAUGAUCUGUAAGUACCUGCAGAGGGAAAAGCUACCUGAGGACUCGAAUCUAGCAGACAAAGGCAUAGCAAGAUCUCAUGGCUAGAAACUGAAGUCAGCAAAGUUCAAAGUGGAAAUCAAUUGCAGAUUUUUAGCAGUGACUCUAAUCAGCCAUAGGAACAGAUUGCCAAGAGAUGUGGUAAAUUCUUCAUCACUUGGAGUCUUUAAAUCAAAACUAGAUCUCAUUCCAAAAGAUGGGGUUGAACUGGAGCAUAAAUUGUUGGGUUAGAUGGAGGAAUCGCUGAGUGAGGUUCUCUGGCCUGUGUCGGGCAGGAGGCCAGACUAGGUGAGCGUAAUGUUCCCUUUGGCCUUAAAAUCUACCAUGCUAGCAGAGGAAGGCCUAACACGAGCCCAAGGGCUGGAAGUUGAAGCUAAUCAAAUUCAGACUGGAACUAAAGUGUGAAUAUUGACCCAUGAGAGUAAUUCACCAUUGGAACAUGGCAUUGAGGGUUGUGGUGGAUUCUCCGGCACUGGCCACUUUUAAACUGAUUGGAUGUUUGUCUAAAAGAUUCGCUGUUGGGAUUAUUUUGGGCAGUUCUCUGGCCUGGGCUAGACAGGAGGUCAGACUAGGUGAUUACUGUGGUCCCUUCUGGCCUUGGAAUCUGUCUCUAUAAUUGGCAGCUCUUGGAGCCAGAUGACUUGUAUUCUGGAACAUGUAAUCAGUCCACUGUCUAACCACGGAGCAGCGUUUACAGGGAUAUGGCUCCCCUGAGCUAGAUGUGUCCUGUGUUUAUAUCCAGUAGAAUACUAUGCUGCCAGCUGGGUGGACUGACCGACCAACUGGCAGACUACCUAGAGGCUUGGCAGUGGAGGAUAAAAGGCUGGGAAGUCCCAGUAGUGUUUCAGCAGCAAUGCUGCGGCUUGCGGGAUGGUCAAGUUUCUUGAGUCCUCAGAGAACCGAGACUGAAAUGGGAGGUUCCCUUCCCAGAAGAUUAAGCAUCAUUCCCUGUUGCCUAGGAAUGAUUCAGGUUCCUAUUUUUAGAGAAGCCCUGCACACCUAAAAAUGGCAACCUUACUAACCUCAGAUCUACUUUCUCUUCAAUCAGUGCAGAGGCUCCAGGAACUCAUUAGCCAAUAGGUAGGUGACAGUAGGCUGAUUAAGGAAGGAUCUGAUUAAUUCAGAGCGGCAGGAGGGGGACAGUCAGCGCACAGCUGCCCUCUUAGCCCCAACUUCUUAAAGGGCCUCCUGUCUCAUCAGUUAGCUGUGUACUGAGGGGCAAGUCACAGCUCCAUUGACUUCACCAGAGUGACGACCAUUUAUGGCAGCUGAGGAUCUGCUCCUACGUUCUGAAACACCUGGUUUAACGUAGUUGAAAAAAGUUCUGUCCCUUCUUCUCAAUUAUAAUCAGAAUUGCAAACUGCCUUGUCUCAUGUUAGGUGGACUCUACCUGUUUCCAGAGUGAACCUGGGAGUUUAAUUACUUUGCUAACUAACUCUUUUGAGGGGCUCAGGCUUGGUCAUUGGAAGGGCCUCUCUGUUAGUCCCAUCCAAAAGCUCUGUACUGUGUCUGUCAACAGAAACAAGACAUAACAUUGCCCAGGUCAGAGAACACUUUCCUUGAUCUGAACAAUAAACUUCUUUAACUGGGCUCCCUCAUCAACAGUGCAGCCACUAAACAAGAUGAAUGGAAGACGACAUUGAUAGGGCCCUACCAAAGUCAUGGUCCAUUUUGAUGAAUUUCAUGGUCAUAGGAUUUAAAAAAUUAUAAAUUUCAUGAUUUCAGCUAUUUAAAUCUGAAAUUUCACAGUGUUGUAAUUGUAGGGUCCUGACCCAAAAAGGAGUUUGGGGGGGGGGGUUGUGGUACUGCUACCCUUACGUCUGCAAUGCUGCUGGCGGGGUGCUGCCUUUGGAACUGGGUGCCCGGCCGACAUCCACCGCUCUCCAGCCACCCAGCUGUGAAGGCAGCACAGAAGUAAGGGUGGCAAUACUGUGACCCCCACCCCAAAUAACCAUGUGAAACCCCUGCAACUCCCUUUUGGGUCAGGCCCCCCCAGUUUGAGAAAUGCUGGUCUCCCCCUUGAAAUCUGUAUAGUAUAGGGUCAAAGCACACGGAAGUCCAGAUUUCACAGUCCGUGAUGCGUUUUUCAUGGGCAUGAAUUUAGUAGGGCCCUCGUUAUAGAUGAUUGUUAUAUUUUUAAUAUUAACUUCUAUCCCAUUAGUAGCUAAUCUUUAGGGCUGUGUUCAUUGCCUUAUAAUUAAAUGAAUUAGCAACACUGUUUUUCAGCUGCUCGACCAAGGGGAUUUAUUCUCUUUCCCAUCCAAUCUUGGACACAGUGAGAACCGGCUUCCCUCCUCUGUUAGUCACAGGGAUGCCCUGAUCACUUGGGCUGUAAGGAAGGUUUAAUGCUUCUGCCCCAGUACUCCCUCUCUUUCCCAUGGGGCAUCAGUGUAAUCUGACCUAUGGCAAGAAGAAUAAAGAACACUUUUUGGUCAUCAGCAGGCUUUACUAGAGCUAAUAAAUGCAAUUACAACAGGAUUAGAUUGUGGACGUUAAUGCGGCCAAGGCACCGAGUGUCUGUGUGUGUGGCAGAAACCACUCCCAAGUAGGAUUGUGCUCUGGUCUCCCUUCCCCUCCCCUGCUCCAGGAGUGGAAAAAACCACUGAACCCAAAUCGGAGUUCCUUAGCUUGUCCCAUUGGCCAAAGGCGCCUCACUGCCAUAAGCCAGGCCGCAGUUCUGUACCUCUGUAGGUAUGGGGCCGUUACCUUGUAUGUAAACAGCUGAGCUCCCAGUGGUCACAUGCUGGGUGCGUUUCCUCAGCCAGGGCUCUGGCUGCAAGCAUGAAACAAACAGAACAGCCGUUCGAUCCCAGAUGUCCUUCCACAGAGCAAAGUGACCCAAAGAACUUAACACGCAAAGGCUCUGUGACCUCCUCAGGCGCAAAGACUUUGUCAGCGUCUGCAUUGGCAAGUGACGUGGUGGCCAGUGAGAACCAGCAUUUCCCUGCAGGAGGGUGCUGAAAACCCCCAGGUUGUCUGGGUAAGUGAGGAGGACUUGUCAGGCUGGUAGGGGGUGUCCUGGUUCAGCACAUGCCUGUGUGGCCAGCAGGCCAUGCUCCCAGGGACGGAUUUUCUGCACCCAUCAUGCCUGCAGAAGCUGCGUUUUCUUAUGCAAGAGGUGCUCUUGGAAAGACACUGUAAUCUGAGUAACCAAAAAUUACUCCGGGCUCACAGGUCAAUUAUAUUUUUAGUGCAAACAAUUGGCCCUGAGUAGCAGCUUCAAUCCUCCCUUCAAAGAGGCUUAUCAGCAAUUGCUUCCUCUGUCCCUGCACGCUCCAGUGAAACAAUCUCUCCUCUGGAGGGGGAGCGGUGUCCAUCUGCCCACCUUCCAGGCUGCCUGUUCAAAUUCGCGCAAAGUUCCUUUGGGUGCCUCUGCAUUAACCUGCUAACAACGCUGUGACAAAGGGUUUUCUUUGGAUGAUGACGAUCGGAACAAAAGUACCGGUGCAAAAAGCACUCGACAGGCAAAGCUGCUCUUGGCAUGCUGCUAAUGCAGGGCGAUGCUAGCGGGAGGACUUAAUUCUGUUAAUUUACAAAGGAUAAACUUUGAUUCAGGUCUUGGCUGAGGGCUUGACAUGAGGCUGUUAUUCUCACACUUCGGCUUUUCCUUUUGUCACUUAGUCUCCGGCUCCCUUCUGGCGAGGAUUCUGUGCCUCGUGUGGCUGCCAGGGCCAGGGGCUCCUGGUACUUCUCAGGAAGAGUAUGGAGCACACCCGAGCAUGUCAUCCCCAUCUCCUGCUAGGUGUCUGAGCCUAUUAUUGGCUUCCUGAGACUCAUUUUUCCACUCCUUGCUCCGGUAGCAUAACUGCCAGCUCAACCCAUGAACAGGGAGCAACGUUUAAGGGCUUUUCCACGUAAUCCCUAACUAAUACCUCUCCAUUGGAAAUGCAACUCUGCCCGGGUACAGGUCAUUUGCCUGCAGCAAUCUGACUGUCCCGCGGCGGCAGGGGGGAAUAAUUGUACAGUGUCUCUGCUGUUCAGCUCCACCCGCAUUAGCUGCGUUAGGAGCCCGUGUGUGGCCAGGCUGCCAUCUGGCACCGGGGUCGGAGCUGGACUCCUCAACUUCUCUCCCAUUGUUUGUUAAACCCGCUUCUUGCAUCUUGUCUUCAGGCGGACAGGCCCUGUCCUGAAGGAUUUACCUGUGUGGGCCAUGCCCUGCACAAUGUGGCCCUAAUCUGAUCCGGGUCUCUGGACACUACCACAAUUCCCAUAAUCCCAUACCAAAGUGGGGCUGGGCAAGUGGGGUCAGGCAAACUGGUGUCUCUCUGCUGGGGGAUGCUGAAGGGAGGUUUUAAAGUAGGAAAACUAGCAUCAUAUUCGAUAGCGUUGGUACCCACGAGACCUGAGGGAAGGGACAGCCUGAAAUGAGGAUGGUCCAAAGUGCUGAGCUUAAAAGCACUCAGCACAAAUUAGCUCCAUUCUUUAAUUUAACAAGAGUUCGUGUGUUCAGACUAGCGAGGUAUUAAAUACUGCGUUCUCCCCCCCCCCCCCCCAAACCAAAAUUGGAAUCAAGUUGGUUCAGCAGUUUAGGUUUUUUGAUAUUCAUUAACCACAUGUGAUAUAGUGUAAAUACAUACUGGAAAAGUCAAUAUAUAUUUUUAUAAGUUUCAAACAAAUGUAAUAUAAGAACACAAGGGACACUGAACAUUUCACUAUUUGAAUUCUAGUCAGGUGUCUCCAGGAAUCACUAUUGUUUUGGAAUAAUAAUGUAAUUAAUAAAGCUAUAUUGACAUUUUUGUUAAUUUUGUAUGUAUUGACUCAUGUUUGAAGGUUGCAAUAAAGAGAUACUAUAUGCAUAAGUGAAA